AAAAAGACAUACAGACACACACAGAUACAGACACAGAUAUACACAAGCACAUACAGCUAAACACACAGACACAGUACAUAACACACACACACACAUUAUACAUGGAGUCAGCUAAACCAAAAGGAAAAUCAGAUUAGAUGUUUCUUAAUAUAUUUCUUGGCAGAGCAUGUUAUGAGUGAAACUAAGCAGAUUUCAGAAACCUAUGUAGCUGUCAAUAAAGAAACCAAGAAUGCAAGGGACACUUGGAUAGCAGCCAAAGGAGCUUCCAUCUUUCAGUCCAGGCAUAUGAAUAUAUGUUUGAGAGAACAAAUUACUUAUCUCCUUAAUGAAGGGAACAACAUCAAAGCAAAUAUUUGGGAUCUACAAGAUACUAUGAGGACCAUGAAAGCUGAACUCAAAAGGAUAAAGCAAGCUGAGGAGGCCAUCACUGUCUUAGAAACAGACAUGGAAGCAGUUAAGAAAAGACAAGAGGAGGAGAGUGAAACAGCAUUUUCAGAGGAGGAAUUUCUGCAAAAACUGGAGAAGGACAAUGAAAAUUUGCAUAUGAGAAUCUUCAUGCUUUCUGAGAAGAGCUCAGCUUUGACAGCAUCAAAGAAUAUCAAUCAGCGGAACUACCUUCAGCUCUGCUGUUAUGUCAAUAAGCUACAGAGGGAGCUUCAAGAAUGCAAACUGAUUUGUGGAGAGGAAGAUGAGGUUUUCAGAAAGAUGAAACACCAAAUUCAGGAGCUAGAAGAGUACGUACAAGAAUAUGAAGUAAAAAUACAGAUUCUUCAAGACAGAGAAAAAACUGUGCAGAUUGAGCUGUCAGCUGUUGAGAAAGAGAAGGCCCGGUGUCACAGCAACUUUCCAGGCAAGUUUUUGAAUCUUCACCCAAACAACUUGAUGUAUGAAAUAGCCAGGGCUCAACUGGAAGAAAAAAUAAGAAGGGAAGAGAAGCCUAUGAAACAGCAGCUUUGUGGUGGUAGGUGGAAGCUAGCCUGGGUCUUUAUUAUUCUGUGGCAUUUCGCUGGAAUCCUACUGGUGAUACUCCUCACUGUGCUUCUAGUCAUACUGUUUGUUCUUGGUGUCUGCCUUUCAAACCAUACAGUGACAGAGGCAUACCAACGACCCCUAUGGCGGUUUUUGGACUAUUAUAUCCAGCCACAUAUACAACUGUACAGUACUGGCCUCUUACCAAAGUGAUACCAGAAUCAAAAAGAGCUGCUGACUAAAGAGAUCCUGUCAUUAUAAUGUAUAUGAAUGUGGAUAAAGCUGAUAUCCUAUCAAAAAAUUUCCAGGGCUGAAUUAUUUCAACUGAAAUUCCUUGCAGACCUGUUCAAUUUAC
This is a messenger RNA of Pantherophis guttatus, 1324 nucleotides long. RefSeq lists its product as uncharacterized. Gene Ontology annotation, molecular function: dynein complex binding. NCBI's taxonomy places the organism in Eukaryota, Metazoa, Chordata, Lepidosauria, Squamata, Colubridae. Gene Ontology annotation, cellular component: meiotic nuclear membrane microtubule tethering complex; chromosome, telomeric region; meiotic spindle pole. The record is from RefSeq and is a predicted model, not a curated record. Gene Ontology annotation, biological process: homologous chromosome pairing at meiosis; actin filament organization; spindle assembly.